This is a messenger RNA of Xiphias gladius (swordfish), 8927 nucleotides long. RefSeq names its product vitellogenin 3, phosvitinless (gene vtg3). The transcript has 26 exons. Gene Ontology annotation, biological process: lipid transport. Gene Ontology annotation, molecular function: lipid carrier activity. Lineage: Eukaryota; Metazoa; Chordata; Actinopteri; Istiophoriformes; Xiphiidae. The record is from RefSeq and is a predicted model, not a curated record. Bases 243 to 3890 code for a protein of 1215 amino acids.
GGUGAAGAUCGCUGGUGUUUCUGCGCAAACAUUCAUCCUUCAGUCAAACAGAUGCUGUCGGCAAACUCUGUUGGAGAUGUUGUAGUUACAGUAAAGUCAGCUAUAAUAAUCCGUUCAAAUAGCACAGAUAACUCCUGUCCUCUUCUGCUGAGUUGCACCUUUCACCUGUGUUUCAUCUGACAUGGCUUUGAGCAGAGAACGAGAGACCGUUCAUGUUGACUCUCCAAUGCGGCACUUGAGGGAUGAAUCUGCUUGAUUCCAUCUCUGGUUCAAAGGUUUCAGAUUUGGCCUUCGAGGAGUUCAACGGCUUCCCGGGGAAAAACGGUUUUAUUGCCUCCCCAAAGCUCACCCGACGUCUUGCCGCCCAGCUCGUCAAACCCUUCGUGUUUGACUACGCCAGCGGACACGUUGGUGACAUCCGCGCCUCUGCUGAGAUUUCUGACACUGUUGUAAACAUUGUGAGAGGGAUACUGGGUUUCUUCCAAGUCACUGUCAAGACCACACAGAGGAUUUAUGAACUGGAAGAGGUUGGCAUCCAUGGCAAGUGCCAGAGUAACUACGCUACUGAAGAAAACGCGGAGACAAAGGACAUGACCAUCACUCAGGUUGUGGAUUUCAGUAACUGCAAGGAGAAAGCAGCCAUCUACAGGGGAAUGGCUACUGCUGUGCUCGAUCAAGUCUCCAAACAGAGAGGGGAAUCUAUCAUUACAACAGUGAGAUAUGUUUACACAGUCAAACCAACAGCAGAGGGAGGUCUCAUCACCAGGGCUCAUGGCCUGGAGCGACAGCACUUCAGUCCCUUCAAUGUGAAGGGCGGCAGUUUCAAGAUGUAUGCCAUGAAGGAAAUGGUGCUGAUCGGUGUGAGUGACACAGCGAGAGCCGCCUCCUUUGGGCCAGUGGAAAGCAAGGGCAGCCUGGUUUACAAGUUUGUCAAUGCCGGAGCUAAUAUCCCCCUUUUGAUGCAGAACCUGGAAGACCCAGUACCAAAGGCUAUUGAAUUGAUCAAGCAUCUGGCCGAGGCUAACAGUUAUCAGAUUGACAGUGCAUCAACUGAAGAUACUAUAAAGCUGUAUCAGCUCCUGCGAGUGAUGCCUUAUGAAGGAUUAGAGGAAAUGUGGAAGCAGUUUGCAGGAAAUGAAGAACACAGACGUUGGUUUUUGGACAUGAUUGUUGAGGUCACCGAUGCCAGAAUCCUAAAGUUCCUGGAAACGAGGUUUCAGGCUGCAGAUGUGUCUGCAACUGAAGCUCUGGAAACCCUUUUGCUGGCUAUUAACCAUCUCCAAGCUAUUCCUGAGUUGGUUGAGAUGGCUAAAAUGUUCCUGGACAUGCCCUUCAGUAAAUCCAGUAUCUAUCUGUGGCACACUGUGGUGCUUUCCUAUGGUUCUCUGGUGUACAAGCACUGUGCAUAUUAUACACCCUGCCCAGUUACUGCUGUUCAGCCACUGCUGGACAUGGCCGUGGAGGCUCUGAGGAAUGGCAGUGAGGCAGACAUGGUCAUCGCUCUGAAAGCUCUGGGGAACGCAGGCCAUCCAGGCAGCAUUAAAACCAUCAUGCGCUUCCUCCCUGGCGUGGCUGCCACCCCUGUGGAUCUGCCACCUCCUGUGCUGAGUGCUGCUGUGCAGUCUAUGAGACUCAUAGCCGCCAGAGACCCUCACAGUGUCCAAGACAUCACCGUGGCUCUGUUCCUGCAAAAUAACCUUCCCCCUGAAAUCCGCAUGCUGGCCUUCAUGAUCCUAUUUGACACCAAGCCAUCGAUGGCUCUGGUGUCCACAGUGACUGCACAUCUACAGCAGGAAAAAAACCUCAAUGUCGUUAGUUUUGCAUAUUCGUACCUGAGAAGCAUCGCCAGAUCCAGUACCCCAGACAAUCACUUCCUCUCGACUGCCUGCAAUGUAGCUGUGAAAAUCCUGGCCCCUAAAUUUGGUCGUCUCAGCUAUCACUACAGCCAAGCAAUGCACAUGGACUGGUUUAAUGACGAUUUCCUAAUUGGCACAGCGACAGAAGUCUUCAUGCUAAGAAGUGCAACAAACAUCUUUCCCACUGAAAUCAUGAUGAAAGGAAAAUUUUAUUUCAUCGGUAGAAUUCUGCAGCUACUGGAGUUGGGUGUCCGUGCUGACGGAAUUAAGGAGUUGUUUGGUAACAGCAUCCCAGGAUUUAAAGGAGAUCUGAGUUUCAGUGACUUCCAGGCUAUUUUCAGUGUGCUUCAAAACUGGGAAACUCUGCCCAGCGAUAAGCCAGUCCUCUCUGCCUACUCACGCGCCUCUGGACAAGAGUGGUUCUUUGCCAAUAUCAACAAAGAGCUCAUUCAGAAUAUCAUCAGGGCUGCCAGUCCCUCUGCAGGGAAAGAAAGCCCUCUGUGGGCUUUGAUUGAGAAUUUACAGAGGGGAGUAUCAUGGCAUCGGACCAAGCCAUUCUUGAUCUUUGAGGUUCGCUACUUCCAAGCUACCACCCUGGGUCUCCCGCUAGAGAUUAGCAAAUAUUAUGACUCAAUCAAUGGGAUCACUGUUAACGCUAAAGCUUCAGUUAAUCCACCAUUGACUGAACGUCUUGGACAACUCUUGACUUCUGAAAUUUCACUGGAGACUGAUGGUUUUAUUGGUUACACAAAGGAUUUUUGGGUUUUCUAUGGGAUCAACACAGAACUGUUCCAGUGUGGCUCUGAGUUUAAGUCCAAAAGUCCUCUCGCUAUUCCAUGGAAGUUUUCUGCCAAGAUCAACGUCCGAGAAAAGAAGUUUGAACUCGACUUUCCUCCAUGCAAAAAAGAGUCUGAAAUCUUUUCAGUCAGCUCCAAUGUGUAUGCAGUCUCCAGAAACACUGAAGAACCAGCUCUGGCUAAAAUGACCCCAAUGAUGCACAACGCCAUUGACUCCAAUGAUGAAGUUGCCCACAUGGGCCCCGCUUUUGUGAGGCCUGAGUCUGAUCAGAUGGUGCCACCAGACACCUGGCAUCCGAGAGCCGAAAGGUGCGCCGAGAGUAAUAUUUAUGGAGCAGGUGUCUGUGUGGAAUCUGAGUUAAGGAGAGAGUAUUAUCAUGAGGAAUACCCUCUGUACUAUUUCUUGGGAUACACCCACUUGGCAUUCAAAGUAGUCCCAGCCCACGCAAUCAAAGCUGUUGACAAAAUCCACUUUGAGGUUAAUGCCGGCCCAAGCACACAUCCAAUGAGCAUACUCCAGCUGUUUGAGACUCUGAGGAGGCUUUCCAAGGAAGCCACUCGGCGUGUACGUCUGUCCUCUGAUUCAGCCUCAAGCCUUAGAGGAUCUCAUCACAGCCCUCAUGACAGCUUAACAGAAGGCUGGGAAUCAACACCUGAAGCUGCGUUCAACAUCAAAGCUUUUGCCCUGAGUGGCAACCAGAAGCCUGAGGGUUACGAUGCAGCCGUGUACUACACGGCCGAGGCAAAUAUUCAGAACACCCAACUGAUUGUGUCCCAGGUUGGAGAAGACACCAACUGGAAGAUGUGCAUGGACACCACUGUGAAGGCCCGUGCUGAAGCAAAGGCACACAUCAGAUGGGGAGCUGAAUGUCAGUCCUAUGAAAUGUCAAUGAGAGCUGAAACUGCACAUCUGCCUGGUUCCAAGCCAACAGUCAAGGCCAAAGUACACUGGAGCAGGAUCCCAGAAACCAUGGCAGAGAUGGGCAGAAGAAUUGAGAGCUACAUCCCAGGCAUGGCUUUCCUUUUUGGCUUCUACCAGCAACACGAGAGAAAUGCCAAGCAGGAGGUUUCUGCAUCAGUUGUUGCUGCCUCAGCAGACAGCGUCAACGUGAAGAUUAAAUUCCCAGAGUAUACAGUCUACCGCCAGGCUGUUCCAGUUCCACUACCGCCUGCCAGUUUUCAGGAGUUUCAACACGACAUCAGAAACACAACAAUAGAUGGAUCUGGACGUGCAUAAAAACCGGAGGACAACAAAGACCAGAUGGGAGCCAGAUGUCUCUUUUCACAGUGAUAACGCUGCAUCCAAAAUCUCACCACAAUGAUGAAGGUGGGGAUCAUAAAAGAUGUAUCAGUAAUCCCUCACAUGUCACCACUUUGGAAAUAACCUGUAAAGGUCUUGAUUUAUUCAUUUAAAAGCAUGUUAAUAUUUGAGCACCCCAUUGUGUAAAUUCAUGCGUAUGUUCCAAAUGAUUAUUUCUUCAUAAUACUGCCUUUACCAAAAACUGGUUCAGCAAGUUUUGUUUUUUUCUUCUUAUUUUGUCACUACAAAUCCUUUGUUCCUCCAACAUUGUGCUAAAUCGGUGUACCCCUUGAUUAAAAUACAGAGAAACCUGUUUCUUUCUUUUAAAUUACUAUGACGAGAUUUAGUGAUUCUCCACCGCGUUCUGCUUGUUAAUGCUUUUAGAAGGAUUAAAAAGUAGCUGAAUUGCAGCUAUAGUUAACUUUUUUCAUGAUAUAUAAUUUAGAACCAAAUUAUUUAUACAUGGCAAACCUAGUUGAGGUAUAUAUGUGAGCUCAUUAAUUAAUAUCACACAAUACUGUAAAGUCAGACAAUGAUCAGCAGUACUGAUGAAACCCCUGGAAAUCCUGAGAAGCUUGAUUCAGAGUUUAAAAUUGAGAGUGACAACCCUGUCUGUUUCUUUGCUCUGCUUUUGUUAAAAAAACAACGCGGUUUACAUUGACAUCAUGUGUCUCGAAUCUAAUGUUCUUGGCAGUAUGAAAGAUAAGGAGUGGAAACUGCACAAAGCCCAACCCAAAGUUCUGGAAGGUUUGUCUAUUCUGCUGGCCAAUUUGGCAAAUGAACGGUCUUUUGUUAACAGAUCCUGUUAUACUCUAAAUAUCCUAUUUGAUUGUCAGAAUGCUGAGUGUUGUGGCUGAGUUUUGGAUGCAGUAAAAUGGAUCAUAGUAAAUUGGAGGGCUUCCACUGAAAGAGAUGAAUGUUUACAAGGUCUGUAUAACCUGCCCUGUUUGUUUGGUCAACUGACGCAACAGGACUGUUUGCAGAUAUCGGUACACAAUGUCACCAUGCAUGCCCUUAAAGUUCAGUGCCUCUGCCACACAAAGCACUCUGUGCCCUUUUGGUGAUAAAAUGUCCGGUGCUCGUUGAACGGCUGGACUACAAUAUCUUAUAUUCAUUUAUUUUAUACACCCUUAAGAAAGAUCUCAAAAUAGAGGCUUUGCUUUAUGAAGGGAUUAAAACAUCUGAUGAACAUUCAUUGGCGCUCCUGAACUGGGCUUGGCCCAAGUCACAACUCUGAGUUGUAACAAAAGGGAUGUGUCAGUAGCCAAAGAUAAUGAUUGCAUCCUACCCGAAGACUGGUUGUCCUAACUACCCCUGGCUCUGCUUCUCCUGCCUACGCUGAUUUAGCCAGAUGGUGUAGAAUUGCAGAGAGAAGACAUUGCCAUCAAAGAUUGAACAGGAUGAGCGCGAUUAUAAUGACACCGUAAUGUUCCAUUUACAUCUCUAAUAUCCUGCGGGCUUGACAGGCUGAUUGCUAAUCUGUUGUGCCGACGUCAAGAUCCACCUCCUGUUGUCUAGAAGAUCAGGACGUGCCAACCUUGUGUUGACACGACUUCACCAGGUGAAAUCAGCUGGUCAGAAAGCAUUGGUGAAUGAUUGAUCAGGUCAUUUGGAGGAGGAGGGAUAGGCCUUCCCCUCCUUUUUAUUGCUUCUCGCUCUGUGAUUGUGAAGUGCCUCAUUAGGCAGACUAUACCAGCCCGGCUAAAAGCCAUCUGAGAGUAGAUGGUAAUAAAACCAUGGUUACAGACAUUUCUGUCCAAUUGUAGCUAUUACUCCAUGUUUGGGGAAUAGCGUCGGUCGUCACUAGAGGAACACAAAGUGACACCUCCUUUUAAAAAAUAACCGCAGGCGUUGUUUGAACAGACAGGCCUACAUUAACAUCAAUUUGUCCAGAAUAUGUUUCAUUUUGGAAUCGUCUCUGAAGUUUAUAGCGUUUUAGAAGAUGAAACAACAUGCUUUAAAAAGUCCUGAUUUCUGGCAUUGGCAACAGGAGCUAUAAUCCUGUUGUAUGCAUGCGUGUGUGUGUGUGUGUGUGUGUUAAAGUGUGAGCACUAGAGGACAGUGUUUACCAGACAUUAAAAUAUGCCUGGCACCGGUACUUGUUCAGUUCGCAGAGGGCUAUGCAGUGGAUGUUGACACUUUGAGGAUAAGUAAACAUACAUCUUGGCAUGGUCAAAGUGCUCUUGCAGCUCUGUGGCUUGCAAAAACACAAACACAUUUUAUUUUAAUUCAAAUAAAUAAAUAAAUAAAAUACUCACUGGCUGCUAAUCCCAGUACACUAUCUAAAGGACGCUCGUUUAGUGACACACAGAUAAUUAUGGUUUAAUCCUAAAAGGUCUCAGUUUAGGGAAUGCGCAAAUAUUUGUACUAAACUACGCCACAAACUGGAUUUCUUUUUCACCAAUGUUCAUGAUCUGACAUACACUGCCUCCCCUGCCUAAUUUAAGACACGCAGAAACACACAGCCUUUAUGCGGGGAGAAACGUUGAGUGGGCGAGACCGGUCACAUCACUGACAUUAUCAGGCGGACACACCCAGCCACGGACACUUCAUGACCCCUCCAAAGGGCUCUGAAAUCGGACGUGGUGCCUGCUGUUAGACCUCCGCUGAGCUCACAUCCUCUCACCCAAUAAUUUCACCAUCACUCCCUCCAAAUGAGCUUGUUGCUAUGUUUCCCGCUGUUAUUAAAAAUCUUGCUCAGCGCCUUAGUAGGUGUGCCAUGUUUGCGGGCAAAGAUUUAAAAAAGCUCAUUUAUUUUGAGACCUUUCCCUUGAGAAGCUCAAUAGAGCAAUGUCCUUCAUUUGAAACAUUACUGUUAUCUUAGGAAUAUGUCGACGAUCAUGUAUGAAGACGGAUUUUAAAGACGGUUAAGUCAGUACCAUCGUAAUAUACUAAUAUUAUACUAUGUUGUGGCGCUUUUGUAUGAACAGAACUGUCAACUGAAGUCAGCUGGCUGACGUGAGAUUGUCAUGCCACAGGCUAUAAGAGCUGCAUCCGUGUCUGAAAGACAGAGGCCGAGUUUCUGUUGAGCCAGUGGAGGAUCGAGUCAUUUUAGGAGCUCUCAGCCAAUAAAGACUGUAUCACCAGCCAGCAUCUAUAUGUAGGAUAUUCGACCAUAACACUUGUGCUCGAUUCACUAUAAGUCAGCACUGAACAAAUAUGAUGCUAUGUGGAUGUGUUUUUUAAGUUCUUCAUGUUUACAGGUUGCAAAAAGUAUGUGAUGCCACUUACAGACAGUAUAUCACUUGACAAGUAAUAAGCAUAGUUGCUUACUAGAGAGAUUACAGCAAAUUAAAUGUACUAAAUGUUCUGGGUGGUGCAGUAUAUGCACACAUACAAGACAUUAGACUGCACUGUGUUUUUUUUUUUGUUCCAAGUUCCAACCUUUUUGUUUACAGUUAAUCAAGCAAAGCUGUUUAUUGUUAAACAAUUAGGAAUGUUCCUUAGUGUUUCUUUGUCAUUUCCCUCAAGCUGUCAGAGUUGGAGAAACGGCAACGUUUUUGAAGUUAGGGUUGUUGUUUUUUGUUUUUAAUUGCAGGCUGGAACAGGCUUCAUCCCCUAUGACCCUGGACAGGACAAGCAGUACAGAACAUUGAUAGAUUAGUGGAUUAGUAGUAUUUGAAUUGAUAUGCUGAUGAACGGUAAACCUGAACUGAUUUAUUUCAAUCCAUGGAUUGGAUGGUUGGAUUUAGUGGAACCAUCUGAUAAUACACUGAAUUUGGUUAGCAUGAAAAGUAAUUAUAAAUGUUAGGUGAUUCAACAAGCCCAUGAAAUCCGUUUCUCUGCAGUGUUUUGAAUUAUAUUCGGACUUUUUCUUUUCCUUUAUUACUUUGACAUCUGUUUAUUGAGGACUUUUUUCUUUUUUGAUCAGAAUUGUCAUUAUAAUACAGUAGUUUCUGUUCUGACUGUCUGAGACAAUUAAAGGUACUUAUAUCUGCGUAAGGUGUGUACUGUUAUUUUGAGUAGUAGGCUGAACUGACUGCGGCAGAAACAGUUUUGUGGGAAGGCUGAUGCCCAGAUACUUGAGUUUGUCAGUGGGUGAAAGUAAUGUCAAGGAUUUGACUGCUGAAAUCCAGUUUGCAUGGUGGAAAUAUAUAAGCUAUGAGGCAGUUUGUAGUGGUCUGGAAUUAAUUGCUGCAAUAACUUCUUUUAGUGAUGCUACUGGGGUCUGCAGAUAACACAAUAUAUUGUCAACACAUAUAGUGGGCUGAUUUAUUGAUGACUGAACUUGAGUGAAAUCCUUUGUUGAAAUGCAGCAGCUCAAUAAAAAUGCCAGAAGUAGAGAGAAUGGACAUCCUUGUCAGAUAACCUUGUCUAAGCCAAAGGUCUGCAACAAAUAUUUUGUUGUUAUUAUUAUUGUCUGUAUUUGCCGAGGCCGCUUUUGCUUCUGUAAUAUUUUGGGAUUACUCGCAGCUACCCAGCAAGUAGAUCCUAAAUCCAUAAGCCCUGCCACUGGCCACUGUUGCAGCGAGGCUCCUUGCAACGAAGCGGAUUAAGUAGAAGCAGAGUAGAGGUUUCUGGCACAGCUUCACCUAUUCGCAAGUUUCAAUGAGACGGGAAAAACAGAGAUCCAGCAAUACUUGUAGUAUAUGGAACAACGUUAUUGUUAGACCAAUGCGUUUCAGCUUGUGGCCUUCAUCCGGGCUAUCAUAAAACAUGCUAUAGACAAUAUUUAAAUAGGGUAGGUAUACAGCAGAAAAAAAAAUCUUUAACAACCGAUCAUAUGCAUCCAAAAACAUAUCAGCCAGUGGGACUCCUACAAAGAUGGAUUGGGCAUAUGGUCAUGUGGCUUCAGGCCAAUCAUUGUCCCAGGAAGGUAAGGGGAGUGUCCAAUAGAGGACAUGGGUGACACCAUGUUUGGUCCGUUACCUGGACAAAUGCAGCUAAGGGGUGGUACUUGAGCUUGUGCAGAAGAGGCCCCGCCCUAAAAUGUGCCUAUUUGAUGUGGCUUAGCCCUAAUUUAAAAAAAAAAAA